Molecule: messenger RNA, 330 nt
Organism: Aphanomyces astaci
Lineage: Eukaryota; Oomycota; Saprolegniomycetes; Saprolegniales; Verrucalvaceae
Exons: 2
Coding region: 1-330 (109 amino acids)
Source: RefSeq, a predicted model, not a curated record
AUGAAAACGUCUGAGGUGGAAAACGUCGACGCGCCAGAAAUAAAGACGGAAGGGCCGAAACAAAGCAAGACUGAAGGGCCGCAACGAAAAAAGGCGAAAAAAGGCAGCCCAAACAAGAAGUCAAAAUCCAAUUCGGAGUCUUUGGAAUCUGGGUAUAAUGCCAUCAAGGAGGGACUUAUGUUCUUGGGAACCUCCAUGGUGCAGCAGCCUCCGGCACAGACUGCACAACGUGCCACGUUGGAUUACGUUCUGGAUGCGAUCAAGGCGCAGUCGGACACAAUGGCUCAGCUUGUCGCCAUCAUGGUUGCCCACACAAAGAAGCAGCAAUAA